AUGUCUAUUUUAGAAUGGUUUUGGAAUAUACUUUGUGGAAUGGCGCAAUAUCUUACUUUUAGUAAAAAUUUGACAAACGAUAAUUUGGUAAAUAUUUACGUUAAAAGUAAUGUCGGUGGUACUAUUUCAGUUAAUUUAGAUCCUAAAAGCGAUAUUAAAAACGUUAAAGAACUGGUAGCACCAAAAUUGGGUUUAGAACCUGAUGAUGUGAAAAUAAUUUUUGCUGGAAAAGAACUUUUGGAUUCUACUGUAAUUGAGGUACUCGAUUUCUUUUCAGAUAUUUUGCAUGCUGUAAAAGUAAACAAAAAAAUUAAAAAUGUUAUUCCAGACAAACCACUUUGUGAAACUUUAGAAGAACUUCAUCAAUUGAAUGAUCAAAAAAAUGUCGAAUCAAUCGAAGAAUCAAAUUUAAAAAAUGAAGGAAAAAAUAAAGCUCAUUUUUUUAUUUAUUGUGCCAAUCCAUGUAAAAAAAUAAAUACAGGUAAAUUAAGAGUAUGUUGUUCGGAAUGCAAACAUGGAGCUUUUACUGUUGAUACCGAUCCUCAAAGUUGGGCUGAUGUUCUUGAUAAGAAUAAAAUAACGGGAGUUUGUAAUAAUGUGGGCUGUGAAGGAUUGUAUGCUAAAUUUUAUUUUAAGUGUGCCUCUCAUCCUUCUCAAGGGGAAAAUGACACAGCAGUGCCUUUGAAUUUAAUAAAAAGGAAUCACAAAAAAAUUCCUUGUUUAGCCUGUACUGACAUAUGUGAUCCAGUUUUGGUUUUUUCAUGUGACAAUAGACAUGUUACUUGUCUUGAAUGUUUUAAAAAUUAUUGUGGUUCACGACUUAAAGACAGACAGUUUUUGUCUCAUCCUGAUUUUGGUUACACUUUGCCAUGUCCUGCAGGAUGCUCUAAUUCAUUUAUAGAAGAAGUUCAUCAUUUUAGAUUGUUGACUGAUGCUCAAUAUGAGCAAUAUCACAGAUUUGCAACUGAAGAAUUUAUUUUACAAGCAGGAGGAGUUCUUUGCCCUCAACCCGGUUGCGGUCAGGGAAUACUCAUUGAUCAAAAUUGUAAUCGUGUACAAUGCAGUUGUGGUUAUGUAUUCUGUGGUAAAUGUUUAGAAGGUUUUCAUCUGGGAGAAUGCUUGAAUCCCACAGAUGUGCCAUUUUUAUCUCAAAAUUGUGAUUAUCCUUUGGAUCCGGAAAAAUUAGAAAAAGCCAGAUGGGAUGAAGCAUCAUCGACAGUCAUCAAAGUACUAACCAAACCAUGCCCCAAGUGUAGAACUUCAACAGAAAGAGCUGGAGGAUGUAUGCACAUGAUUUGCACUAGAGCUAAUUGUGGAUUUCAUUGGUGUUGGGUUUGUCAAGGUCCUUGGGAGAGAGAUUGCAUGGCAAGUCAUUGGUUUGGUUAA
Pediculus humanus corporis (human body louse) is the source of this 1386-nucleotide messenger RNA. RefSeq names its product Parkin, putative. Bases 1 to 1386 code for a protein of 461 amino acids. Gene Ontology annotation, biological process: regulation of mitochondrion organization; autophagy of mitochondrion; positive regulation of proteasomal ubiquitin-dependent protein catabolic process. NCBI's taxonomy places the organism in Eukaryota, Metazoa, Arthropoda, Insecta, Psocodea, Pediculidae. Gene Ontology annotation, molecular function: zinc ion binding; ubiquitin protein ligase activity; ubiquitin conjugating enzyme binding. Gene Ontology annotation, cellular component: ubiquitin ligase complex; mitochondrion; cytosol. The record is from RefSeq and is a predicted model, not a curated record. The transcript is spliced from 5 exons.